Molecule: messenger RNA, 1663 nt
Organism: Arvicola amphibius (Eurasian water vole)
Lineage: Eukaryota; Metazoa; Chordata; Mammalia; Rodentia; Cricetidae
Product: KAT8 regulatory NSL complex subunit 2-like
Cellular component (GO): NSL complex
Source: RefSeq, a predicted model, not a curated record
AUGAACAGGAUUCGGAUUCACGUCUUGCCAACGAAUAGGGGGAGGAUCACCCCAGUGCCCAGAUCCCAGGAGCCCCUUUCUUAUUCAUUUACUCACCGCCCAUGCUCUCAGCCGCGUCUGGAGGGGCAGGAGUUUUGCAUUAAGCAUAUUCUCGAAGACAAGAAUGCACCCUUCAAACAAUGUAGUUACAUAUCAACGAAGAAUGGAAAACGGUGUCCCAGUGCUUCCCCAAAGCCCGAGAAGAAAGAUGGGGUGUCUUUCUGUGCUGAACAUGCUCGAAGGAAUGCUCUAGCACUUCAUGCUCAAAUGAAGAAGAAUAAUCCAGGCCCUAUGGGUGAAACCCUCUUGUGCCAGUUGAGCUCAUACGCUAAAACAGAGCUGGGCUCUCAGUCCCCAGAGAGCAGUCGAAGCGAAGCCAGCAGAAUACUGGAUGAAGACAGCUGGAGUGAUGGGGAUCAGGAACCCAUUACUGUGGAUCAGACAUGGAGAGGUGACCCUGACAGUGAGGCUGAUAGCAUAGACAGUGAUCAAGAAGAUCCCCUAAAACAGGCUGGUGUCUACACAGCUGAAGAAGUGGCUCUUAUUAUGAGAGAAAAGCUAGUUCGUUUGCAGUCUUUGUACAUUGAUCAGUUUAAACGACUACAACACUUACUCAAAGAGAAGAAGCGCCGUUACUUACACAACCGAAAAGUGGAACAUGAAGCUUUAGGUAGUAGUCUCCUGACUGGCCCAGAGGGACUUUUAGCCAAAGAAAGAGAGAAUUUAAAGCGACUAAAAUGUCUUAGGCGAUAUCGUCAACGCUAUGGAGUAGAAGCCUUACUACAUAGACAGCUGAAGGAACGCAGAAUGCUGGCCACAGAUGGGGCUGCUCAACAGGCUCACACCACUCGUUCCAGUCAGAGGUGCUUAGCCUUUGUGGAUGAUGUUCGUUGCUCAAAUCAGUCUCUUCCGAUGACCAGACACUGCCUUACCCAUAUUUGCCAGGAUACAAAUCAGGUUCUCUUCAAAUGCUGCCAGGGAUCUGAAGAGGUACCCUGCAACAAAGCAGUUCCUGUAAGCCUCUCUGAGGAUCCCUGCUGUCCACUGCAUUUCCAGUUGCCUCCUCAGAUGUAUAAGCCCGAGCAGGUACUGUCUGUGCCAGACGAUCUGGAAGCCGGCCCCAUGGAUCUGUACUUGAGUGCUGCCGAGCUUCAGCCCACUGAGAGUUUACCACUGGAGUUCAGUGAUGACUUGGACGUGGUGGGUGAUGGAAUGCCGUGCCCUCCUUCACCCUUACUUUUUGAUCCUUCACUAACUCUAGAAGAUCAUUCCGUCAAAGAAAUUGCUGGAGGCCCAGGCCAGAUGCAGGUGUCUGGAGAUGGGUCCAGAUCCCAAGGACCUCGAAAUUUAGAGAAAGCCUGUGCAUCAUUCCCCCAGCGUGGAUUGGCGACUGCAAAUGGAAAGCCAGAGCCCACUUCUAUCAGUUGAUAGUUCAUUCUGAGAAUUGCUUGACUUUGGAUCUGAACUUCUCAUUCUUCAAACAAGUUUAUCUCUGGUCAUCUCUCACUAAACAGGGGUAACCCAGACUACAUGGUGUUUCUUCGGGCCUAUACAGUGCUAAAAGCAAACAUAAACCAAAUUUGUGAGGAAUGGAUCUUUAGUAUUUAAAAGUUACAGGAUUCUU